This is a messenger RNA of Micropterus salmoides (largemouth bass), 4261 nucleotides long. It is a transcript of the gene adamts1, whose product is annotated as ADAM metallopeptidase with thrombospondin type 1 motif, 1. NCBI's taxonomy places the organism in Eukaryota, Metazoa, Chordata, Actinopteri, Centrarchiformes, Centrarchidae. The transcript has 8 exons. Gene Ontology annotation, cellular component: extracellular matrix. The record is from RefSeq and is a predicted model, not a curated record. Gene Ontology annotation, biological process: extracellular matrix organization; proteolysis. Gene Ontology annotation, molecular function: metalloendopeptidase activity; zinc ion binding. The coding region runs from base 388 to 3228 and encodes 946 amino acids.
UGCAAGGCAAGAGCAGAGAACAGACUAAACGGGCCAGCAGAGGAAAAAGCUGCCCCCGAACUCAAAGAGAGAACUAGAAACUGAGACAUCUGCGGAGUUUUGGAGAGAAAAGACCUGUUGGAAUUUACUGCCGAGAUCCAGCUUUUAUUUAAAUUUAAUGAAAGGACGUUUUUUUGAAACAAGUCAGACCUGCACAUAACUUUAAAUUAGUUUUGCACUGGAUUUGAUUCUUUUUAAGAUUUUUAUAUGUGUGCGUAAUUUUGAGGGCAGUUUUGUGGAAGACUUUGGGUUUGUAGCUUAUAGAGGAAACCCUUUUAAAGGAUUUAUUUGCUUUCUCGUAGAGCCUUUAUUAUCAAUUUAUCUUUCCACUUCGGAUUUCACAGUUAUAUGAUGUGGUUUCUACACGUUUCCAUUGGUUUAAUUGCCACUCUGUGCGUCGGCACUGCGCACAGCGCAUGGGAGGAGAGCACGGUGGUGCCAGUCAGACUAGACCCGACAGCCCGGUCGGAGAGCGAAACCGAACCGUGGCGGACUCUCUCCGUAGAGGAGAAGGAGAAGGAGGCGGAGAUGAGGGAGUACCGGUUGGACGUAUUUGACAAGGAGUUGGUCUUGCAGCUAGAGCCUGACCAGACCUUCUUGGCGCCGGGUUUUGUCUUUCACAUUGUGGGGAGUCCCGAGUCCGAACCGACACAGGAACCCAAGAGCGGAGCCGAGCCGGGUUGUUUCUUCUCGGGCACGGUGAAGGGAGAGGAACACUCUGCAGCUGCGAUCAACCUGUGCCACGGACUCAGGGGCGGAUUCUACUUUGAGGGUGAAGAGUAUUUCAUUCAGCCCCUCAACUCAAGUGACUUCCUGGGCACCGAGGAGGAUGUCCACGUGAUCCGCCGGAGAAGUCGGGCGGCUUUGGUUGAGGAGGGGAGCUCCAAGUGCGGGGUCAACGAGGACGAGGAGAGGGUGCCAAAUAAUCUAGAGAAAGAAGUCAGAUACGGAGCUGCUAACACAGACCAGACAGCCCACCACAGAACCAGGCGUUUUGUUUCCACCCCUCGCUACCUGGAGAUCAUGCUGGUGGCUGACCAAUCCAUGGCUGAGUUCCACGGCGCCGGGCUAAAACCCUACCUACUGACCAUCAUGGCAGUGGCAUCCCGUCUCUACCGCCACCCCAGCAUCCACAACUCCAUCAGCCUGGCGGUGGUGAAGCUGCUGGUGGUGUAUGAGGAGGAGCGAGGCCCUCAGGUGUCCUCUAACGCAGCCAUGACCCUCCGCAACUUCUGCCAGUGGCAGCGCCAGCACAACCCCUCAAGUGACCGCCACCCCGAGCAUUAUGACACCGCUGUACUCUUCACCAGGACGGACCUGUGUGGUGCCCACUCUUGUGACACUCUGGGUAUGGCAGAUGUUGGCACAGUGUGUGACCCUGACAGAAGCUGCUCAAUUAUUGAGGAUGAUGGGCUGCAAGCAGCAUUUACUGUGGCACACGAACUGGGCCACGUCUUCAACAUGCCUCAUGAUGAUGCCCAGUUGUGCUCUGGGGUCAACGGUGUCCACUGGGGCUCCCACAUGAUGGCCUCCACCCUGUCUAACCUGGACCAGCAGCAGCCAUGGUCCCCUUGCUCCGCCCUCAUGGUCACUACCUUCCUGGACAACGGCCAUGGUCAGUGCCUGCUGGAUAAACCAGUCAAGCCUCAGCCACUCCCCCAGCCCUUGCCUGGGACGGUCUAUGGUGCAGACCAUCAGUGCCAGCUGACCUUUGGCGAAGACUCCCUGCACUGCCCAGACCUGAGUACCACAUGCGCAGCUCUGUGGUGCACUGUGACCACAUCCAAUGGUGUGCUGGUGUGCCAGACUAAGAACUUCCCUUGGGCUGAUGGAACGCCAUGCGGGCAUGACAGCUACUGUCUGGCUGGACAUUGUCUCAAUAAGAGCCAAGCUGCCAAACACCAGACCCCUGUCAAUGGUGGCUGGGGAAUGUGGGGUCCCUGGGGCGACUGCUCUCGGACCUGUGGUGGAGGGGUGCAGUAUUCCUUCCGCGCCUGUGACAACCCUUUGCCCAAGAAUGGGGGCAAGUACUGUGAGGGCAAGAGGAUCCAGUACCGCUCCUGUAACACAGACACCUGCCCCGAUACCAAUGGCCUGUCAUUCCGUGAGGAACAGUGCCUGGCCCACAACGACAUGUCAGCCCAAGUGUCACUGGGUUCAGGCGAGGGUGUCGAGUGGGUGCCCAAGUAUGCUGGAGUUUCACCCAAAGACCGCUGCAAGCUGGUGUGCCGGGCCAAGGGGACCGGAUACUUCUUUGUCCUCAAAUCUAAGGUGGCUGAUGGCACACCCUGCAGCCCUGACUCCACCUCAGUUUGUGUUCAAGGCCAGUGUGUCAAGGCUGGAUGUGAUCGUGUCAUUGGCUCUAACCGGCGCUUUGAUAAGUGCGGCGUGUGUGGUGGCGACGGCUCAACCUGCAAGAAAGUGUCUGGCUCUCUAGAGCGAGCCAGGCCUGGAUACCAGGAUGUUGUAACCAUCCCUGCUGGUGCCACCCACCUGGAUGUCAAACAACGUGCCCCAGGCAAUGGUCGCCAGGAUAACAGCUACUUGGCAGUGCGUCGCCAGGAUGGAACCUACCUGUUAAAUGGCGAUUACAAGCUGAUGACCAUGGAGACUGACAUCACCUUGCAAGGGGCACUGUUGAGAUACAGCGGCUCCUCUGCCACCCUGGAGCGCCUCCGGAGCUAUGCCCCACUCCCCGAGCCCCUCAACAUCCAGGUCCUCUCUGUGGGGGAGGCACCAAGGCCCCGGGUUAAGUAUAGCUACUUUGCCCCUAGACCGAACAAUGCUGCUUCAGUCUCCAAAAACAAUGGAGGCCGCCGCCUGUCCAUCAAUGCCAUCCCAGAGGUGGGAGGAGCCGAGUGGACCCUGAGGGAGUGGGGUCCAUGCUCCCAGACCUGUGGAGGAGGUAUGCAACAGAGAGAGGUGGUGUGUCUAGAUCCCCAGGGUCAUCCCUCCAGAGAUUGCCCAGAGGAGCUGCGCCCCUUGGCCUCACGGUCCUGCGCCACCCAGCUCUGUCCCUCCUGGCUUCUCGGAGAAUGGUCGGUAUGCUCCAAGACCUGUGGGCGAGGCUUCCGCAAACGCCAACUGCGAUGCAUCGGCCAUGAUGGCCGCACACUAACCCAUGACAGCUGUGACCCCAAAGACCGGCCGCGACCCCUGCUGGAACUGUGCAAUCAGAGUGCCUGUUAAGUGACUGCUUCCACAAUCUAACCUCCUUUUUAUACACCCAGCUUUCAGAAAGACAUCAGAGAAAAACUCUGAUCUUCACUGCCUCCUUUUUCCCACUGAAAAUCUAAAGAGGCCGAUGAAUGUUUACAUCCAGAGCACUUGUGCUGCAGGUUUUCAUGGGUUCAAGGUAGUCAAACAGUCCCACAUGUCAAAGGGUUCACAAUGACUGUGACUGAAAUGGUCAGAUGUUGGUCCACAGUGGCAACGCCACCUAGUAGCAGCAAUAAAGACUGAUUACAGCUUGCUGCCUAUCUGGCCUCAGCGCAGCAGUGGCAUAUUUUGCCUCCCAUCAAGGGGAAGAAAGCAUGGACCUUCCUGAUAUCCUAAAGGAUGCUGCUGCGUGCUGCUUACCGUGCCAAUGUCGUGCUUGUGUAUGUCUGUGUGUGUGUUUGUGUGUGUGAGAGUGUGAGACCGUGUGUAUAUGUCAAAUUGUUAAUGCAUGUAAAUGAUGUUUGUCCAAGCUGGGCUGGAUGAACACAUAAGGGUUGGGAUGGGGGAGGUUAUUGCAGAGUAUAUAAAGAAACAAAUGAAAGAGAAUAGCUCAUAUUCUACUUGCUCACCCCAUCAGGUAUGGAAAAUAAGAUAGCUUUGUGUUUAUGUUCAAACUUGCCAGAUUACAUUUAUUUAUCACAAACCUGUAGCACUUCAUCUUUGUUUUUGCCAGCGGCACAUUGUAACACCCAAUUGUCUCUAAAUGCCUCAGUACACCGUACUUUGUCCUUUAGCCAUAUCUUGCCUGAGUCUACACAGCCUUCAAUGAGGGUACUCUUCAAAGACCAAAGAGGAGUGUGUGAGCGUGUGUGCGUGCAUUUGUGUGUGCGUGUGUGGAGACCUAAAGAGGGACUUGUCUCCUGCUACUACUUCAUAAGUAAGUCUCUCCUGCCUUCUGCGAAGGCACCUUGUUUUUGGCUAUCAAGUCUUUUUCUUUUGUACAGAAUAUCCAAACAUUAUUUAUUUUUGUACAGCCUGUUAAAUAUAAUCAUGUGGCUUUUUU